Messenger RNA from Rotaria sordida, 357 nucleotides. The record is from the annotation of a GenBank genome assembly. Lineage: Eukaryota; Metazoa; Rotifera; Eurotatoria; Philodinida; Philodinidae.
AUGUUUGAAUAUAGCCAUCCUGAUCAAUAUAUUCUUUCAAGUUUAUGUCCAUAUUCUUGCUCAAUUGUUGACUUUGCUCUUCGUAUUGGUGGAAUAUUAGAUCCUGAAUUUUUAAUACAAUGUAAAAUAACAGAUAAAAAAUUAAAAAAACAAAUUGAUGGAUUAAAACAAAUUCCAUUACAAUUUGAACCAUUACCAUCUACUUUUGAUUAUCAAGAAGAACUUUUUCUUGAUAUGGGUAUACCAGAUAAAAAAAAUUUCUAUAAUUCAUGGGAAUUUAAACAAUAUAAUUCAUGGUUACAUGAUGAAUAUCAAUGGAAUAUAAUGGAUAUACUUAACGACGAUCUUAUUAUUUAA